GUGAAGUGGUACUGGUAGUGAAGUUCGGUGAGCGGUAACGUAACGCACAAACAUAAGCCGGCGCGAUUAGUCUUCUCUUGCGUUACACGGAACGCAGAUCUGUCAUUGUAACUCAUUACAAUAAACGCGGGAAAAAUAUUUAACUGCGCGCGCCAAUUUCUAUUGAGUUCCAAUUUUCAAAAAAAUACUUGUUCUUACUUUAAAAAGUCUUCUAAUUUUUUAUUUCAAUAAGUAUAUUUUUAGCUUUUUAAGUUUUCAAGUUACUAGUGAUUGAAACAACGUGAAAAUGCAUUAUAGAUCGGGAUUACUACUGGUUUUCGCGGUGAUGGGUUGCUGGUGUCAAGAGGCCAUCAUCAGGAAUGACUUCGAAGGCCCCAACCCUGACGGCUCCUACAAAUGGGCACUACAAACAGAGGGUGGUAUAUACCACGAACAGAAGGGAUCCCUGCAGCCUGGCAGUGAAGGACCAUCGCUAUUGGUGGAGGGACAGUAUCAGUACACCGCGCCUGAUGGACAGGUGAUCAACGUCCUGUACAAGGCCGACGAGUACGGAUUCCACCCCCAGGGGGAGCACCUCCCCACUCCGCCCCCCAUCCCGCCCGCGAUACAGAGGGCGCUGGACUACCUCGCUACCCUCCCACCGAAUAGGGAUUACCAGUGAAAAUAAUAAUGUAAACAAUAUAUGGCGGCAACAUCUAUAUGCCACACAUAUAUGACCUGAUGAGGAAGGGGUAUGAGAAAAAGUGGUUGGCGCUGCGAUGGUUGAAGGUUGGUUCUUGCUGCUGCUGUGCUCAGUCGAGGGUCACCAAUGUAGGAAAGCCAAAGGGGAAGAUCUUCCGAGCUGGGUGAUGGCUCGGGGGCCGCCGCCCGACUGAUGUUGGUCGGGCAUUGUAUAUAUUAAGUAUUUUGCCUCCGAAUUUCCCUUGCGCGAUGUAGGCUUCAAUAUAAUGCGAUUCAACUAAGAAUAGGUCCGACUGGGCGCCAUAUUUUGACGUCAUAGCUGUCAAUUCAAAACAAAUAGGUAGAGUGAGCAAAAAAAAUUUUUUUUUAAAAAAACUUCUGUCUAAGAUUAAGUGAGAAAAUACAUCAGAUUUUUUUAUUAAAAUAUUUACUAAAAUUGAGAAAAAAAAACAACUAAUUUUUAAUAAUAUUUAUUUAUUAAGACUGUGAGAAAAAACAUAAAUCAGAAUCUAGCUUUUCAAUCCCGCUCAUCUCUGCAUUACCGCCGAAGUGGUUAUGAAUAAUCAUGGUCACAUACGAACAUGCAUCCUUUAGGUAAACGAAAGUUUUAAAUUGAGUUUCUGAACGCAACUUAAAGUGAGAUUUGGUUGACGGUUUAGGUUAUCAAUCAUUCAUUCAACCAAAAAAUAUCAAACAAAAUUAAUUAUCUAUAUAUGUUAUUGUUUGUUUACAAAUGUGUGGUUCAUAUUCUAGAAUUAGCAGAGUGCUAAAAAAGGGUUCCAAGAUUUUUUGCAAACCGUACUUUUCAAGCGACAUUUGACAGUUGGAGGUCAUUGGCUUUCCUAUUCUUAUUUGAAUCACAUUAUACUUAUUGAUCGCAGUGUCGGUAGCGCCAUCUCUUCAUCAGGAGACGACUGAUUAUUUCCUCCAUCCACUGGAUAUAUGUUGGGCAUAUAGAUGUCGCCGCCACAAUUAUAAUACAAGGCAUUACAAGAUUGAGACGUCACAGUCGCAUUUUGGUUCUCAAAUUCAACAUUUCGACAAUGGAAAAGCGAAAUCGUUUAAACGCCACUUUAGUAACUUUAAAGUAACGAGCAUCAAAGUUUUUUUGCACACAUUUUUUUAAAACACUGCACCAAUCCACACGGCCUGCUUCUGAGCUUUGGUGAGGUUGUGCGGCACCCAGCGGGAAACUAUCCUCCUUACGCAAAGGUGCUCGUGCAAAAUCUUGUGAAACACUUUCUGAACCAAUCUGAAGAGUAUGCUGAAUCUCUGUGUACAUAAUUCGUAUGUUUUCUUGAAUUAUUUUUUUUACUGCCAGCACACUUUCUACGGUGACAGCCGUCGUAGGACGACCACUCCUUUGUUCAUCCCCCAAAGUAAGACGACCGCGUUUGAACUCGCUACACCAGCGGUAGAUAGUUGCUUUCGAAGGUCCUUCAUCCAUAAAAGCAGUUCGAAAUCGAUCAAAUGACUCGUCAGGUUUAAAGCCACAUUUAAAAUCUUAAAAAAUCAUAUCACGAAAAUGUUCUCGAUGCAGAUCUAUUUUUUAAUGAGACAAGAAAAAAAUAAUUGGCUCUCGAUAAAAUGCGGAGUGAAAUUUGAAAGUCGAACAGUGGUAUGUUUACUUUUAUUAAUCGAAGUUUUCAAAAUAAUUGCAAGUGGCCAGUGUCUUAUACAUAAAAACUUUUUAUCGCAAAACUUUCUGAGUGGCCUGGUAUAUGAGUGAUGCGUGCGUUGCUCCAUUCCCUUUUGCCUUAUGCACCGCCUAAUGAUAGGUUAUUUAAGAAAAGAAGUUUAACUUCAUAUGCGUGUUUCGUGCACACAAUUUUUUUAAACACUUAAUUUACGCAACCGCAGUUUUAAACUAAGUAGUUUAAAAUUCUGUAAGUGUAUCCUAAAUAAAUAAAUAAAUUGUAAGAACUUUACCCUGUUAUUAAUAACCUAAGAAUACGCUUGGAUUAGUUACGACAUGUUUUGUCUCUAUCUAUUAAAUGAUAAAUGGCAUUUGAGAGACAUGAAUUAAACACGGCGUAAAUAGUCUAAGCUUUAUAUUUGUUUAUUUUAGGGGGUAAAAAAUUACAACCCUGAGUGACAAACUUUAAGAAAAUAAAACAAAUGAAUUUAACAAAAAUCAUUUAUUACAAGACUCUACAUGACAUCUUUCAAUCUUCUUUGACGUUUAAAAAUAGGUACUUUUUGCAAAAAUAUGACAUAUUGUAUGACAUAUUACAAGGGACUUAUUGACUUUGGACCACUUACACCAAAAUAUUGUUAAAUCGGUUCAAAUUCAAAAAUAAUUUAUUCAGUCUGAGCUGUUACAAGCACUUAUGAACCUUGUACUGAGAAGAACCGGCAAGAAACUCAGCAAGGGCUGCUUUCUUCUCCUUGUAUUAUUGUAUAUAAAGAGAGUCGUCAAGUUGAAAAAUGACUUCAGAGAUAAUUCUGAAAUCACCUUCCAUUACAUAAUUAGAUUACAAAGCUCACUUGCAGGAAUUUUGCUAAGUCUCAAUUUAACUAGAUUCAUCCCAUAUAAUGACGUCAAAUUGACACUGGUGUAAUUUCUGGCAUGAUUCUCUAAAUCUAAACAUAAAUUUGACAACAGUGUACCCUUGUCAUUCUCUAUACAGAAUGAAAAGGAUAGACUGAUUUUAAGAUUAGAUAAUUGUGCCAGAAUCGACACCGUUGAUUGACAUUUUGUAAUUUUUCUUUGGAUUACAUCUAGUUUUUGUUGAAUCAAGAUUUGGCAUAUUUACUGCAUGUGCUCCUGAGUUUCGCGUUAUCUUAUUUGACUUUAAAUAAUUGAUAAAGAUUUAAUGAUGUCUUAGACAGAAUAAGCCUUAAUAUAAUAUAAUAAUGUUGAUGCAAGCGAAUCUUAGGCAUUCAAUUGAGUGUGUAUCCAUAUUUUUGUGCGGACCUUGAUGGCCGUUUGCACCAAACUUAGUAGCUUCCUAAAUCCAUUCUUAAAUAAAUAAAUCACAUGUAAGUGUCAAAUCAGGGCUAUCGCGUAUAAAUCCGCCGCUAGAGGCGCUUGUGUAGCGUGCGGUCACCGAAAUGUCAUUAAUGUUAUUGCUUUUUUUUCUGAAUGGCUUCGCACGGCUUGUGCAUUUAGCCAAUGUCAAGUGUUAAAAUGUUUACAAAUUCUAUAGCACCCGUGGUCAAAGUAAUUAAUCAAGUCAAAGUAAGUGGCUGUCAAGUAAAACCCCCUUUCCCUAUGUUUCAGUAAAUGUGUGGGGAUUUACUGGAACCUCCCCGUGGACUUCUUGAGGGAACGUCGAAAGACACUUUCCGCUUUUUUGUUUCACUUGCCAACACUUGUGCAUGUUCCUAAACACUUAGUGGUUAAUAAUCCACCAUUAUUAGACACUAAAAUUCGCCACAACACAAUUUUUAACAAGAAAAACAAAACUGCUAAAGUGACGCUUCCCGAUCCCGCCAAAAAGUCCAAUGUUAUUGCUUGUAGGUUGACUACGCGGGUUUAUUUCUUAUUACAAUAAUGUUGUGAAUAUAACUCCGAUUAAUUAUGGCAAAUAUGAAUUACGUGUCAAUGAAUAUCACUAAUUUAAAAGCGGAGCUUUAUUGUUAUUUUUUUUCGAAAAAAUCGGAACUGCGCACACUGGCAUGGCCAAUUACGUUUACGAUACGGUUCUUUUGUAUAAAAAUAUGAUUUAAAUGUAAACUUUGAUUUCACGCUCGUAAUAACAAACUUUAAAAGCUAAACUUCAGGACCUCAUUCAACAGUGGCGCCAUCUGGUGAGAGAAAAAACGGUAGCCCUCAUUGGUUUGCAAACAUAAAUUUUAGAGAAUUUAGUACCAAAGCUACGUCGCGCAGGUGUGGAUGAAACACGGUGAAGUGUAGAUUGAUGCAAACGGACCUCGGAUUUAGUUAACAAUGUUUAUGUACUUUUAAAGACUUAUUAAAUUAACAAAUUAUAAUUAUAUGAAAAACAUGUGUAAAUAAAGAUGUACAAACAAUAAAAUAUUCUUUUCAUUAUGCAGUCUUUCG
Molecule: messenger RNA, 4687 nt
Organism: Chilo suppressalis (striped riceborer)
Lineage: Eukaryota; Metazoa; Arthropoda; Insecta; Lepidoptera; Crambidae
Source: the annotation of a GenBank genome assembly